This is a messenger RNA of Solanum dulcamara, 2873 nucleotides long. RefSeq names its product putative pentatricopeptide repeat-containing protein At1g12700, mitochondrial. The coding region runs from base 70 to 1827 and encodes 585 amino acids. Lineage: Eukaryota; Viridiplantae; Streptophyta; Magnoliopsida; Solanales; Solanaceae. Gene Ontology annotation, molecular function: protein binding. The record is from RefSeq and is a predicted model, not a curated record. The transcript has 3 exons.
AAAGCACAAAGUCUAUACAUUAGGGCACGCUGAGCAGAGCAACACUGACACAUCCAUUAGCCAUUGAAGAUGAAGAGAAUUUCUCUGCGAAAUGGCAAUGCUAUUCCCUUUAUCUCUUUCUUCCCUAAUUCACAUUCUGCUUCCGCAAUUACAGUAAAGGGUAAAGUUGGGUUAAACAGUAGCAAUUUUGACAAAGUAAAGAGUUUAGAUGAUGCUGUGAAUCUCUUCAAUCAAAUGGUUAGAAUGAAACCUCUUCCUUCAGUUGUCGAUUUCUCUAAAUUGUUUAAGAAUAUGAUAAGUAUGAAGCAUUACUCUGCUGUCCUUUCUCUUUUUCGAGAAAUGCAGAAAUUGGGUAUCCCAAUUAGUGAAUUCAUAUUGAGUGGUGUGAUUAAUAGUUAUUGUCUGAUGCAUCGUUCUGAUUAUGCAUUUUCGGUGUUACCCAUUUACUUGAAGAGUGGCAUUCCAUUUGAUGUUGUAACCUUUACCACUCUAAUAAGGGGAAUCUUUGCUGAAAAUAAGAUUAAAGAUGCAGUUGAAUUGUUCAAAAAAUUGGUGAGAGAGAAGAUUUGUGAGCCCAACGAAGUCAUGUAUUCAACUGUCAUGAAAGGGCUUAGCAAAAGGGGGCAUACUGAAAAAACUUUAAGUUUGCUCCGUUUAAUGGAACAAGGGAGCACUAAGCCCAACAUAUAUAUCUACACCAUUGCUGUUGAUGCCCUUUGCAAAGAUGGAAACUUAGAUGCUGCUAUCACUCUUUUGAAUGAGAUGAAGCAGAGAGGCAUUCUUCCUGAUGUAGUCACAUAUAGUUCAUUAAUUGAUGGUUUGUGUAGGAUGGGUCAGUGGGGAAAGGUUAAGAUAUUGUUAUCAGAGAUGGUGAACCACAAUAUUUAUCCAAAUGUGCUCACCUUCAACAUACUAAUCGAUGGACUAUGCAAAGAAGGGAAAGUUGAAGAUGCAGAGGAAGUAAUGAAACACAUGGUUGAAAAGGGUGUAGAGCCUAAUAUAAUCACCUACAAUGCAAUAAUGGAUGGGUAUUGUUUGCGUGGUCAACUAGAUAGAGCGAGGAGAAUUUUUGAUAUCUUGAUAGAUAAGGGCAUUGAGCCUAGCAGUUUUAGCUAUAGCAUACUAAUAAACGGAUACUGUAAGAACAAGAAUUUGGCUAAGGCCAUGCAAUUGUUUUGUGAAAUUUCUCAAAAGGGAUCAAAACCUGAUAUUGUUACCUACAAUACUAUCUUGCAAGGUCUGUUUGAAGUUGGAAGAACUGGUGAAGCAAAACAAAUUUACGGUGAGAUGCUAUUUGCGGGUACCAAGCCGAAUGUAUACACUCAUGCCAUUUUGCUCAAUGGUUAUUUUAAGUGCGGACUUGUUGAAGAAGCUAUGUCACUCUUUAAUAAGUUAGAAAGAAGCAGAGAAUAUACUAAUAAUGCAUUUUAUAAUGUUGUCAUUAACGGAUUGUGCAAAAAUGGUAAACUUAAUGAAGCGCAUGCUGUUUUCGAGAAGCUUUCUUUCCUUGGAUUGUUCCCGGAUGUGAGAACAUACACUGUAAUGAUAAAUGGAUUUUGUCUUGAAGGGUUGUUUGAUGAAGCUAAAGAUAUUCUAAGAAAAAUGGAAGACAACGGUUGUUCUCCAAACAAUGUCACUUAUAAUGUUAUUUUGCAAGGAUUUCUCAGGUGCAACAAAAUUAUUGAAAUGACAUCUUUUAUGAAGGAAAUGGCUGGAAGGGGUUUCUCAUUUGAUGCAACUACAACUGAGUUUUUGGUAAACAUUGUAAGAGAGAAUCCUUCUGUCCUUGACAUGAUACCAGAGCUUCACUCGAAAAAUAAGAAGUGAAUAUUUCUUUUGUUUGGUUCAUUUGGCUACGCUAUCACUGUCCUGCAAAAGAAAUGACACCCAAUGCAUUUUCCAAAUGUGAUGGCAAUUAGAACAUUGCUUGAGCUUUCCAGACAACCUGUUGAGGAGGUACAUCAGUUUUGAUUUGAGAAAAAAUGGUGACCAUACUCAGUCUCUUAAAAAAGAAAUAAUGGGUAUCCUGGAAAUUCAAUUGCCUUCUGGUGGUGUAGUAUCUAUACAGUGUACUGCUUUUAGGCUGGACUGCUGCAAUACUAUUCCAGUGUUCAUAAACUUCAUGCGUUCUCCAUUGGUGAGAAACUAAAGGUGGGGGGAGUUGGGGUACAUGAGCCUUGCAAGGCUAUUUGUAUGAUAUAGACCUCUUAGCAUUUUCUUGUUGUAGUAUUGUUCUGUGUUUUUGUUACUUACUGUCUCUUGGACUUCCAGUACGUCUUUUCUCUAGACUGUUUUUAUCUUGAGCCGAGGGUUUAUCAGAAACAGUCUCUCUACCUCAUCUUUGAGUUAGAAGUAAGGUCUACAUACACUCUACCCUCCCCAGACCCCACUUUGUGGCACUACACGGCGUAUGUUGUUGUUGUUGGCCUUUAGCAUGUGAUUGAUUGGCAUCGACUGCUCCAUUUUGACGAUGUACGAUCUUUUUGAUGUGUUUUAGAUGGAGCAUGGCUUUUAUUGUGUGGCCUAAGUGGUAGCUAAAGUGGCAUCUGAUGCAAUAACUGCAUCAGAUACACUCUUGUUGUUAUCCUUUGGAGAUGUUCGUCUCGUUGCAAAUGAAUGUAGGGAUGAGCUGAACCAUUUAAAUGCCUACAUACAAGGAGGUAUUAGAUGAUGAUGGCAAGAAAUAAAUGGAUCAUGCCCUUAAUCUUGUAAACAGCAACAUUCUUUGGUUUACUGAACUAUUUUUGCAGUCAAGUGUGUUUAUGGUUUUCUUUAAAUGUAGGGGAAAUGGGGGAGGGAGUUAAAAGGUGCGGGAAUCGAACGCUCACCAACAAGGUGAAUGUUCAAGAAGUUAACCAAUUGAGUUAUUAAGA